Molecule: messenger RNA, 909 nt
Organism: Cuscuta campestris
Lineage: Eukaryota; Viridiplantae; Streptophyta; Magnoliopsida; Solanales; Convolvulaceae
Source: the annotation of a GenBank genome assembly
ACACGCUGACAUUUAAAACCCCCAAUCCCUGCAUAUUUGCCCCCAUUGCUUUCGGUUUACUCUUAUCCCUAUCGAUCACCGCCGCCUCCGCCGUGAGCUCCGCCGGUCGCCCUUAUUCCGCCGUCAGUGGGAGUUGUCCAAGAAGUACUCUGUAGAUCUUUAGUGAUUUAGAGUUAUGGCAUCGAAACGCAUACUGAAGGAGCUCAAGGAUCUGCAGAAGGACCCGCCGACAUCGUGCAGCGCUGGUCCUGUUGCGGAGGAUAUGUUCCACUGGCAGGCAACAAUUAUGGGGCCGACAGAUAGCCCUUACGCCGGAGGCGUGUUCUUGGUUUCAAUUCACUUCCCUCCUGAUUACCCCUUUAAACCUCCUAAGGUUGCUUUUCGAACUAAGGUCUUCCACCCAAACAUCAAUAGCAAUGGCAGUAUCUGCCUUGAUAUCCUUAAAGAGCAGUGGAGUCCAGCCUUGACUAUUUCCAAGGUCCUCUUGUCCAUCUGUUCACUGCUGACGGACCCAAACCCAGACGACCCGCUCGUGCCCGAAAUUGCUCACAUGUACAAGACCGACAGGGCCAAGUACGAGACCACUGCCCGGAGCUGGACACAGAAGUACGCUAUGGGGUGAGAGAGAGAGAGACAACGAGAGGCAACAAAAGGUUGCCACCAAAAGAAGAAGAAUACUCUGUAACUUGUAUGCCUUAUCGCGUGAGCGUCUCUCCCCCUUCUUCUUCCCUUGUCGGAUUCAAUAAUAAUAAGUAAUAAGUUGGUAUGGGUUGUAACCUGGUUUCAGGAGGCAGCCAUGGCGGAUCUUCUUAAUUAAUUUGUGAAUACACUACUCUAAUUAGACACAUUGUUGCACUGGGGAAAAAACUAUUAUGUGUUUGCUUUCUAUGGUCUCUCAUUGUUAUUCGU